CAUCAUCAUGGCGGAGAAAGAGGCUACAGUCUACAUUGUAGAUAUGGGACGGUCUAUGGGCGAGCAUCACCAUGGCCGUCCUAUUACAGAUCUCGAAUGGGCCAUGCAGUAUGUCUGGGAUAGGAUUACCGCCACAGUGGCUACCGGUCGUAAGACAGCUACAGUUGGCGUGGUCGGUCUCAGGACAGAUGGAACUAUCAACGACUUAGAAGAAGAGAACUUCUCUAAUAUUUCUGUCCUCUUCGGGCUUGGCCAGGUCCUCAUGCCUGAUAUCCGGAAACUCCGAGAGAUAAUCAAACCCAGCAAGACUAACAGAGGUGAUGCCAUCUCUUCUAUCGUCAUUGCCAUGCAGAUGAUCAUUGAGUACACCAAGAAAAAUAAAUACAAGCGCAAGAUCGUUCUAGUGACCAAUGGUACCGGUGCGAUGAGCGAUGAUAACAUGGAAGGUAUCAUCGAAAAGAUGAAAGAAGUCAACAUUGAGUUGGUGAUCAUUGGGGCCGAUUUCGAUGAUGCUGAGUAUGGUGUAAAGGAAGAAGACAAAGACAUUCGAAAGGCUGAGAAUGAGACUCUUCUCCGAACCCUGACUGAGGACUGCGAAGGUGUUUACGGCACGCUAGAGCAAGCUGUUUCGGAAUUAGAUAUUCCCCGCAUCAAAGUGACCAAGAGUAUGCCGUCUUUCAAGGGAAAUCUCAUGCUCGGCAAUCCCGAGGAGUAUGACACAGCAAUCACUAUACCAGUGGAGCGAUACUUCCGAACUUAUGUCGCCAAGCCGAUCUCAGCGAGCUCGUUUGUGCCACGCUCCGGCACUGAACCCGGAAGCCAAGCACCAGUCAAAGGCAAUGGUGAAGGUGACACUCUCGCAUCAGUGCGAACAUCGCGGACAUAUGAGAUCAUCGACGAGUCCGCGCCAGGUGGUAAGAUCGACGUUGAACGCGAUGACCUCGCCAAGGGGUACGAGUACGGACGUACAGCAGUUCCUAUCGAACAAACUGAUGAGAAUGUGGCAAAUCUACAAACAUUUGCUGGUAUGGGGCUGAUCGGGUUUGUUCAGAAGGAUAAGUAUGACCGGUACAUGCACAUGUCCAACACGAAUAUCAUCAUUCCUCAGCGUGCAAAUGACAAUGCGUCUCUUGCGUUGUCUUCUCUCAUUCACGCACUCUACGAAUUGGAAUCCUAUGCGGUUGCCCGGUUGGUGACCAAAGAAUCCAAACCACCGAUGCUCGUGUUGCUAGCUCCAUCAGUGGAGGCAGACUAUGAGUGCUUGAUUGAAGUACAGCUUCCAUUUGCAGAAGAUGUGCGGUCAUAUCGGUUCCCACCUUUGGAUAAGAUCAUCACUGUUUCUGGAAAGGUAGUAACUGAACAUCGCAACCUCCCAAGCGCGGCUUUGAAAAAUGCGAUGAGUGAUUACGUAGACAGCAUGGAUUUUGUCACCAUGAAUGAUGAAGGUGAACGCACUGACGAUUUACCAAUUGACGAGUCAUUCUCGCCAUUACUGCACCGCAUCGAAUCAGCUGUUCGAUACCGUGCUGUGCAUCCUAAUGAUCCUAUCCUUGAUCCCUCAGAGCGACUCACCGAAUUCGCACACCCGUCAGAAGAGAUGGUCAAGAACUCCAAGUCCCACCUUGAGACAUUGAUGUCUAUAGCAGAUGUGAAGAAAGUUCCACCAAAGACAAAAGGCCGUAAACGGCAACGCGAAACAGAGAAACCCCUCUCAGGUUUGGACGUUGACGCCCUUCUCAGCCUCGAACCCAAGCGAACGAAAAUUUCCACCGAGAAUGCAAUCCCAGAAUUCAAGCAAACACUUUCCCGCGCAGAAAACAUCGAUGCAAUCCACGACGCUGUGCAACAAAUGGCUAAAAUCAUUGAGACCCAGAUCACACACAGUCUUGGUCACUCAAAUUACGACCGUGUUAUUGAGGGUCUUGGUACUAUGCGCGAAGAGCUGGUGGAUUACGAGGAACCAGUGAUUUAUAAUGACUUCGUGCGCCAGUUGAAGAGUAAGAUGUUGCGGGGGAGCUGGGUGGGGAUCGGAGGGAGCUGUGGUGGUUUGUGAGGAAGGGUAAGCUUGGACUUAUUGGGAAGAGCGAGGUGGAUAGCUCGGCUGUUGAGGAAGAAGAGGUUCAAGAGUUUCUAGCUGCCAAUUGAUAAGUUGAGUUGGGGUGGGGGGC
Molecule: messenger RNA, 2168 nt
Organism: Penicillium crustosum
Lineage: Eukaryota; Fungi; Ascomycota; Eurotiomycetes; Eurotiales; Aspergillaceae
Product: ATP-dependent DNA helicase 2 subunit KU80
Exons: 11
Coding region: 8-2053 (681 amino acids)
Biological process (GO): double-strand break repair via nonhomologous end joining; telomere maintenance; cellular response to X-ray
Cellular component (GO): nucleus; Ku70:Ku80 complex
Molecular function (GO): double-stranded DNA binding; telomeric repeat DNA binding; damaged DNA binding
Source: RefSeq, a predicted model, not a curated record